Messenger RNA from Amoebophrya sp. A25, 818 nucleotides. The record is from the annotation of a GenBank genome assembly. Lineage: Eukaryota; Dinophyceae; Syndiniales; Amoebophryaceae.
GGGAAUCAUCAGCGAGUGAAGAAGAACAAACAUUCUGCUGGGUGGUAGUCAUAUGCAUAUUAAUAUUAAAUAUAUUUGACUUUUGGUUUUGGAGAUUUUUCAUGCUAGUUGUAGAUACGAAAGAUUGAUUGAAUGAAAUUACAAUUUAAUUUCUAAUAGUGCACCAACAAGAACUAUGUCCAUGACCAUAUUGCGACCAACGGCGUCGAUGGCAUUCAACACUGUCACUCGACGAAAGCCCGCAUCUUUCGGCCCGCAGAGAAGCUUGCCCGGGCUGGGUAGUCGGGGCUGCGGACCAGCUGGCGUUACUAGAUCUACGGCUUCUUGUUCCUCUUCGUUUUUUCUGUCACCUUUGCCGCAGCAACAGAGGUAUUUCUUCGGUUUUUCCGAUGCGUCGAGAUCCGCGAAGAAGAGCAAGGCCGCAACAGCACCGUCGUAUGGGACAAAGUCGUCAAAGAAUAAGCAGCGCGCAAGUAGCGGAAGUAGUGCAUUAAAAACUACAGGUCCGCCUCCACCGGCGCAACCUCCAUCGCCUGCUCCAAUAUACAAUCACCAGCCUCCACCACAUGCAGGAGAACAACAGUCGAACCCCAUAGCAAUGAUGUUCGCCGGAAUGUUUGGAACGCUCGUUAUUAUCAUGGUUAUGCAAAGGCUUUGGCCGCGAAAGAUAACUUUAGUGCAUAAGGAUAGAGACGGUUACGCAGUUGAUCCUGCUACGGGAAGAAGGUUGUGAGGACAUAACACACAAUACGUCAUGGUCGGUACGUAUUGACGAAGUACUUAUAUAUAAGUAUAAUAAGAAGUUGAAGCAGUCGUGU